CGUUUUGAAGCUACAUUGUUGCGGGUUUGCUUUUUCACUUUCCUGAGGAAUUUGGAAUUCUUUUCUAAAGGGCAAUUCCCGAGCUGUGAAGAAGUGAGCGAUUAUGAGCGCACCGGGGAAUGGAGUGACGGAAACAAGAGCCGGAGUAGCCGAGAGAUGGAUUGCAGCCCAGGCUGGACAGCCCAACAGUUUUUCUCCAAGUAAUUCUCCGAGGCAUUCCAAUGCCUCGUCACCCAGAGCUGGAUCCUGGGGUGGAAAUGUGACCUCCCCGUCUGCCUCCUUACACGCUGCAGCUAGUGCUUCUUAUAAUUUUGGGCCGCCGGCACUCGAGGGUGGUUAUUCGCACCCGUACUCCGCUCACACAGCUCAGUAUCCAACUCCUCCUGCUGGAUUAUCCUCCUAUACCGCCGAAUCUAGCCUUACGUACUCUCAUCCUUCGGGCUAUGCAGGGCACAUUCCGUCACUCAAUUUAGGUUACUACUACCAGCCUCAGAACUCGUCUUGUGCGAAUGGAUCGAAUUCAGCAGUCAGGAACACAGGCCACGGUCUUUUCCGGAUCAACCAUCCGGACAGGUCCCAGUCUAGCUCAAAGGAGCACAGUAAAGACAUUACAAGAGAUUUGUCAGCCUCUCCACACAGGUUUCUCGCUUCUGGUAAUGAGAAGCUGUAUGAAGCUUACAAUGAACUUCAUAGUCUGGCACAGGAUUUUCACAAACCUUUCGACGCACCCGCAAUUUUAGUUGUGGGGCAUCAAACAGACGGCAAAAGUGCUCUAGUCGAAGCUCUUAUGGGCUUCCAGUUCAAUCAUGUCGGAGGUGGAACCAAAACUCGAAGACCCAUAACUUUACACAUGACAUAUAAUGCAGAGUGUACCGAACCGAGAUGUUUCCUGCUGUCAGAGGACGCUCCACCGAAGGAAGAGGAGAAAAGUCUGGACGAUCUUCAGGCUUACAUUGAAUCAGAAAAUAUGAGAUUGGAGCUUGAACCGUCUCAGUUUUGGGCCAAGGAGAUCGUUGUGAAGAUUGAAUACAAAUUCUGCCCAAAUUUGACGAUUAUCGACACACCGGGACUUAUUUCUGCAGCACCUGGCCGAAAGAACAUCUCCCUACAGUCGCAAGCACGAGCCGUGGAGGCACUUGUACGCAGUAAGAUGCAGCAGAAAGAGUUUAUCAUUCUCUGCCUUGAAGAUUGCAGCGAUUGGACCAAUGCUACAACUAGGAGGUUUGUCAUGCAGAUGGAUCCAGAGCUCACAAGGACAGUCAUCGUGUCAACGAAACUGGACACUCGAAUUCCACAAUUUGCACGUCCAGCAGAUGUCGAACUUUUCCUAAGGCCACCUUCGAGACUGCUCGAUGGAAACAUCCUGGGGGAUACACCAUUCUUCACUUCUGUCCCAUCAGGAAGAGUUGGUAGCGGACGAGAUUCUGUAUAUAGAACCAAUGAGUCUUUCCGAGAGGCUGUAGCAAUGCGCGAGGCUUUGGAUGUAGCAAUGCUUGAGGAGAAGAUGGACAGGCCUCUUCUAAAAGAAGAGCGCAACCGUGUCGGUAUCAGUCGUCUACGAUGUUUCUUAGAACAGCUUUUGCAGCGUCGGUACAUGGACAGUGUCCCAAUCAUCGUCCCACUGCUAGACAAGGAGUACCGUUUUACAGCUUCGAAGUUGCAACAGACCAGUCAGGACCUAGCGAAUCUGAAUGAAGCGAAACUGAAAGAGCGUGGUAGACUAUUUAGGGAUUCCUUUUUAUCGAAGCUUUCUCUUUUGCUGAAAGGAACGGUCGUUGCCCCACCUGAGAAAUUUGGGGAGGCUCUUCAGGAUGAACGAGUUCACGGGGGAUCUUUUACUGGUCCAGAUGGUGUGCAAAUGGCGCCCAAGCACACACCGAAUGCUGGAAUGCGGCUUUAUGGCGGUGCACAAUAUCACAGAGCCAUGGCUGAGUUCAGAUUCGUUGUUGGUGGGGUGAAGUGUCCUUCUAUUAGUAGGGAAGAAAUAGUGAAUGCUUGUGGCGUAGAAGACACACAUGAUGGAACAAACUACUUUAGAACGGCUUGUGUUAUCGCAGUUUCUAAGGCGAGAGACGUAUUUGAGCCUUUUCUGCACCAACUGGGAUUUCGACUUUCGCACAUUCUUCGUCGGUUGCUUCCCAUUGCUCUUUUCCUUUUACAGAAAGAUGGUGAAUAUUUAAGUGGUCAUGAUAUGUUCAUGAAACGAGUUGCAACGGCUUUUCACAUGUUUGUGGAAUCAACAGAGAGGAACUGCCGAGAGAAAUGCAUGGAGGACCUCAUUAGCACCACACGCUACGUUACAUGGUCCUUACACAACAAGCACCGUUCUGCUUUGAGGUCAUUCCUGGACAAUUUGUCGACUAGUGAGCAGUCAUUUGCCGGGGUAACAACACUUUUGGAGAACACAGUGACGGUUGUAGGAAAUAGUAACAAGCAGGACAACAAUAAGGCUCGUCAGCAACCUGUAGAAAAUGGGAAGGUACCUGGCAUUGCCGAAGGAGCAGUGGGUGGUCAGACGGCACAAGCACGACUUGUAGAUUUACUAGAAAGCACUCUUUGGAAUCGAAAACUAGCACCCACGUCCGAAGAGAUCGUGAACGCCCUUGUCCAGCAAUUGUUUGAAGGAAUCCGGGAUCACUUCGUGGCUGCUGCGGAGCUGAAAUUCAACUGCUUCUUUUUGAUGCCAGUCGUGGAUAAGUUCCCAGCGCUACUCAGAGAGGAUUUGGAGUCUGCUUUCGUUGAAGACAUUGACAAUGUCUUCAAUGUUGGACACGCCCGACGCAGCUUAGAACAGCGUCGUCGUGAUCUUGAGCUUGAACUUAAAAGGGUUGAAAUGCUUCAAGAGAAGUUUUCAAGUAUUCACCAGCGCCUCACUUGUUCUCAACCCCAACCCAUGGCUCAGAAAGAUGUCAGUGAGGUUAUGGCAUCUUUAAAUGUACAAGAAGAUUCAUAGUGUUAAUUAUGGAACUCAGGAAAUUGCAUACACCACACGUUGCACUUCGGAGCUUUUCCACAUCGCUAAAAAUUGUACAGCUUCGUCAAGAUCCAGAAGGGGGGUGAAGCUUGGGCUUCUAUUUUUUACGGGCCCAGCACCUCGGCUGUUUGGUGGAGGACGUGUAAAUUAGUAGCGGAAUGCUUCCAAGUUUUACGUUUUUUUUGUGAAUUUGAGCAUGUAACAAUUUGUUGCAUUUAGAGGAAUACUCGUCUCGCCAGCUUCUUACUAUUUCUGUUUCAAAAUUCAUGAAUAACGUCCAAACGCAUUGUCGCAAUCCAAAACUCCCACACCCUUGUUCUAGCCCACGCUAUUCGACAAAAAACUUGACUCAUUCAUAAAUACCUUGACCGGAUAUGCCCUUAUUCCUGUGUAUCCUGUUCUUGCCUUAUCCUCUGUCUAUGUCUGUGAUACGUGUCAUCCCUCUGUUCUCGAAAUUGCCAGUAAGCAUCACCGAUUUGAAAACGAAGUG
Messenger RNA from Marchantia polymorpha subsp. ruderalis, 3464 nucleotides. The record is from the annotation of a GenBank genome assembly. Lineage: Eukaryota; Viridiplantae; Streptophyta; Marchantiopsida; Marchantiales; Marchantiaceae.